AUGAAUCGAAUUAGCACUCAAAUUCGCUCAUGGGCCUCGAUGCGCCCAUCGUUACUCACAUGCAGCUGCAACACGUCCACAAACGCCAUCUACUCCACCUCCUCGUCGACCUUACUCAGCCGUCGUUCCCUAUCCAGCUCCUCAGCAUUUCGGUCGACCUCCAACAAUGCAUCACCCUAUGUCUACACUUCGUUACCCACUCGCUCUUUGCUCCGUAUCGGUGGAGAAGACGUCGACAAGUUCUUGCAGGGUUUGAUUACGAAUGACGUCGCUCGGUUGAGGAGCAGGCCAACGCAUGCGUUGUAUGCGGGCGUACUCAAGGCCGAUGUAGGGCACCUUGUCACGAAACAUAUUUGUACCGUUCCAAUUGCUUACGUUAUGACCACGCCACAGGGUCGAGCACUACACGACCUCUUCAUCUACCCCUCCCCCACUCCUUCACCGAGCUCGACCUACCUCCUCGAUCACCCGACCGAAGUCUCCGACUCGUUCCGCAAGUACCUCAAAAGACACAUUCUAAGAUCCAAAGUCAAGUUGGCUCCAACGGCAUCGACGGCGGAACAAGUCCAGGUUGCCUGGAAGCCGAGAAAGGGUGAGGAUGCUGCGCCCGAUUCGGAGAUGGAUCGGCUAGCUUUAGAAGCGGAGGAGUGGUUGCAGGCGAAUAAGGCGCUGCGAGAUCCGAGGGAUAGUUCGAUGGGUUGGAGAUGGGUUGCAGAACAGGGUAAUACCGAUCAAGGUGAGUACUUUGUGAUGGGGAAAAUGUUUUCUCUUCUCGCGUCGAGUGCUCACUCCCUCCCUCGAUCUCCAAAGUAGUUCCACCUCCCAAGCUUUUCCAACAAGUCACCCCACCCUAUCACCACCUCCACCGUUUACUACUUGGAAUACCCGAGGGGCAAGCCGAUCUCGCCUCGCUACCUCUCGAAGGCAAUCUCGACUUUCUCGGCGCGAUCGACUUCAAAAAGGGUUGCUAUGUCGGCCAAGAGUUGACGGCGCGAACGCACCACAGAGGAGUGGUGAGGAAACGACAGGUGCCCGUACGGUUGUUCCGAGAAGGCGAAGAGUGAGUUCGGGUUCUCUUCGUCCACUCAGUCUCUUGAUCGAUCACUGACGAGAACAUAUGAACACCAUCCAGCGUUCCCGAGGAACUGUACCCGACCCAUUCGACCCUCAAACCCUACCCCGAACUAUUCCCCCUCCCACCUCCAGGUUCUUCCCUAACUCCGCCUUCCGUAAUAGGCACCAAAGCUGCCUCCCGGCACACAGGUCGUCUUCACUCGACCCUCCCCAUCGUCACUUCCUCCGGCUCGUCAUUCGCAUUAGGACUCGCCACCAUCCGCAUGGACAAACUCUCCCCCGAUGCACAAGAUGGUGGAGUGUUCGUGGUAAAGGCGGAAUUGAAGGAAGGGGAAGAACAAGGAUGGGGCGCGGGGAGAGUGAGAUGGAAGGUGAGAGGUGGUUCGCGAAGGCUUUUUUGGAGGAGGGGGGUUGGUUGA
Messenger RNA from Microbotryum saponariae, 1493 nucleotides. The record is from the annotation of a GenBank genome assembly. NCBI's taxonomy places the organism in Eukaryota, Fungi, Basidiomycota, Microbotryomycetes, Microbotryales, Microbotryaceae.